Sorex araneus (European shrew) is the source of this 2048-nucleotide messenger RNA. RefSeq names its product 5-beta-cholestane-3-alpha,7-alpha-diol 12-alpha-hydroxylase. Gene Ontology annotation, molecular function: iron ion binding; heme binding; sterol 12-alpha-hydroxylase activity. The transcript has a single exon. NCBI's taxonomy places the organism in Eukaryota, Metazoa, Chordata, Mammalia, Eulipotyphla, Soricidae. Bases 8 to 1510 code for a protein of 500 amino acids. The record is from RefSeq and is a predicted model, not a curated record.
UGGAGCCAUGGUGUUCUGGACGCCAGUGCUGGGAGCCCUGCUAUUGGCUGUGUUCGGGUACCUAUGCCUUUUACAACUGCUCCGGCAACGCAGACCCCAUGAGCCCCCUCUGGACAAAGGCCCUGUGCCCUGGCUGGGCCAUGCCAUAGCUUAUCGGAACAAUAUGCUUGAAUUCCUGAAGCGUAUGCGGGCCAAACACGGGGACGUGUUCACGGUGCAACUGGGAGGCCAGUACUUCACCUUUGUCAUGGAUCCCUUUUCCUUCAGCCCCAUCCUCAAGGAAGCACGGAAAAAGCUAAACUUCGUCCAAUUUGCCCAAAAACUGGUGCUGCAGGUAUUUGGAUAUCAGUCGAUUGAGGGAGAUUUCGAAAUGAUACACUCUAACAGCCUCAAGCAUCUCAAGGGGGUCGGUUUGGAGGAGCUCAAUGAAAUUAUGCUGGACAAACUCUCCCUUUUUAUCCUGGAGCCCCUGGGCCAGAAUCCAGACUCUGGUUGGCACGAGGAUGACCUCUUUGACUUCUGCUACAAGGCCUUGUUCAAAGCUGGCUACCUGAGCCUCUUUGGCUACACCAAAGACAAGAAACAGGACCAGCUCCAGGCGGAAGAGCUCUUUAAGGAGUUCCGCAAGUAUGACCGCAUGUUCCCCAGGUUUGUUUUCUCUUUGUUGGGGCCCCGGGAGUGGCGAGAGGUCCGCCGGCUCCAGCAUUUCUUCUACAAGGUACUCUCUGUACAGCACAACCUGGAGAAGGAUGGUUUGAGCGCCUGGAUCUUAGACAUGCUUCAGUUUCUCAGGGAACAUGACGUCAUAGCAGACAUGCAGGACAAGUUCAACUUCAUGAUGCUCUGGGCCUCUCAGGGGAACACGGGGCCUAGCUCAUUCUGGACACUCUUGUUCCUCCUAAAGGACCCAGAGGCCUUGCAGGCCGUGAGGAAAGAGGCCAUCCAGGCUCUGCGGGAGGCCAGCCAGGACGGUCAGCCAAGCUUGGACAAGGUGGUCAGCAUCCUGAAGCACACCCCUGUGCUGGACAGCGUGCUGGAGGAGUCUCUGCGGCUGGGCACUGCCCCCACCCUCUACAGGCUGGUUGAAGAGGACUAUACUCUCAAGAUGGCCAGCGGGCAGGAGUUCCUGAUCCGCCAGGGAGACAUAUUGACACUCUUCCCUUACCUCCCCGUGCACAUGGACCCCGAGAUCCACCCUGAGCCAGGUACCUUCAAGUUUGAUCGUUUCCUCAAUCCCAACGGCACCCGCAAAGUGGACUUCUACAAGGGCGGCAAGAAGGUCCACCACUACACCAUGCCAUGGGGUGCAGGCGUGUCCAUCUGCCCUGGCAGGUUUUUUGCCCUCAGUGAGAUAAAGCUCUUCAUCCUCAUGAUGGUUCUGCAUUUUGACCUGGAGCUGAUAAACCCGGAUGCACCUGUGCCUCCCAUAGACCCCCAACGCUGGGGCUUUGGGACCACCCAGCCCAGUCAUGAUGUGCGCUUCCGCUACCGGUGGAGGCCCAUCCUGUGAGCUCAAUCACAUAGUGGAACACCUGACCUGCAGGACUCCAUUGGGGUCACUGUGCCUCUUAACCCACUGAAGCCCCAGACCUCCACUAGCCACCGUUCAUCUGGUCUGGGGACGGCCCCACACCCCACCUCUUGCUACUUGGAUGGCCAAAGAAGCAUUUUCUGGAAGGGCCUGGCUGCCUCUCAGGCUCAGCAACUCCAUGCCACCUCAAAUUUCAGUUUUGCCAAGUCCAUUCUCAAAUGUUCAACCAGGCAUUUGACUUUGCCAGCUUCCUCUAACCGAACUGUUCAGAAAGUAACAUUUUUUGCUUUAACUGCUUACCCCCUAUUGGCUACUCCUAAGAGCCUUCUAGAAUCUUUGCCCUCCCAUCCUCUGGAAGUGGCCUUCAUCCGGGAUACCACCAGCAUGGUAGGUCUCACAGAUGAUCUGUCAUGCCUUGCUUAUGUAUCUUCUUUUCCUAGGGCUUUGGUUUCUUAUUCCUUCACCACUGGAGUCCCAUUUCUUAAGUGUGGAUUAAACUGCAGGAACACGAUUUCCA